CGUAAGGUAAGGAAGGUAGCGACGAUCCUCGACCACAUCGUCGAACAUCGUCCAACCUCACUCACGAUGGACCAUUUCGGACCUUGAUGCAGGCGGCACAGCAGGGUACCUUGGGCACACUCGAUCAUGCUGUCGUGCGUGUUGUGUUGCCUCUGCUGACCAGUCACUCGCCACUGUAAAUCACUUGAAAAAAAAAAAAAGGCCUCCAUCGGAAUCCACACAACACAGAACCUAAGUCUACGCCCUCUCCGCCAGCCCAGACGGCACUUCCGCAAACUCUGAUGCCUCCCUCCCAGGCCUCCUUUGCAAGUGCCUACCAACCUUACCUACCUAGGCAAAGAGUUGAUCGUAACACAUCCUGUCGUCUAGCAAUGAAGCAUUUGAUUUGAUUACCUUACUUAGUGUAGGUAGGUGGUGUUCAUAAACUGAGGCCAAAUGGUGAUGCAUAUUCCCCGCUACAACUCUACCAAAACAUACAUAUUACAGACUGCAAGCUCUGCGUCAUCAAGCUGAUAAGGUGUACACGACUCCUACCCGAACUCUAUGUAUUAGGAGUUCUUCUUUGUACGCUUUUCGUACCUACCUAAUAAGCAAGAACAUCUCGACCCCUCUAUUCAUGUUUCAAGCAGAGCACUCAUUUCUACCCUCCUUUGCUUGCAUAUGGUUUUCCUUUCUUUUUCAUCACCGUCCAUUUAGGUGUCUUGGGAAAUCCGACAAAUAAAAAGGUAUCUCUUGAACAGCGCUACCUUGUAUCCAACCCUGUAGCAGCUCUCUAGCCCCCUAGAACGAUCCAUGGCCACCUCCAUGGCUCUAAAAAGUGAUCAUUGGGUAACUCCUUGCCCCCUGGCUCUGAGACGUCCCCUCACACUCACAUUCCCUCCCCUCCAGCUUCUCCCAGCCUCUGGACUGAAUGAGUCCGUCUCAUCUGAACCAAUUCGACACUUGAACUUGGCCCUCGAUCUGGUCGCAUCUGACUCGCCGUUUGAGCCCCUUCUUCUCCACGUCUUUCGUACUUCUAUUCGGCAAAUCGUUCCACUAAGGCGGUUAUCAAUCUAUUUCAGUAAUUCGACUGCCGACGCCAGGCUUGGUUCCCGCCUCUGUUUCUGCUCCUUAAGAUUGUCUCUUGGUUCUUGGCCUCGCCUUGCCCUGUCUUUGUUUCUCACGCUCCACCUGCGAGGCCAGAGGCUCGAGAGGUUAGAACUGUGUUGCGUCACAUUUUGGUUCAAUUUGAACUAGUCAAGUCCAGGCUUCAGUCCAGACAUUUACACCUUCUCUGCUUUUCAUCUGGUCUUUCCUCACCCCAAUCCCAGGACUUCCAUUGACAGUGAAUAUCUCUCUCGCCUCAUCCUUUCCAUUUCCUUUCUGGUUGUUACAUCGCACUAUCACCCGGGCUGUCUGCGUUUUGUGCGUUGCUGUCCUGCCCUCUCUACUGAACUUUCACACUUGCGCUACUGUACACUGCAAUCGCUCCUCCUCCGCUUGCAGCCACGCUCGCAGAUCUUCUCCUUCCUGCCCCGGACCCGGUUACCGCGACUGUCGGCGCCCUUGCCCUGUCUUUGGGUCUUCCCUUAUCCUUCCCUAGUCCUUCCAUUCUCCGACCAGGGUCAGACACCUUCUGCGUGCCGCUAAGCAGGUCUCGCUCGUACUGCUGUACACACAGCAGGCAGCUCGUACCUUGAACCAAGACUGGUAAGCUAAAGCCUGGGCCGAUUCCCUCACUCACUGCCCCGAUACCAUCAUUUGUUCCAGCGCACGCGUGCUCUGGUCUGGUCCUGCCUGUAGUGUCGGUUGUACUGCGGAGUACUGUCUUCAGUCCAGUCCAGUUCGUCCGUCCGUUCUUUCCUUCUCACCACCUGUGAAUCCAACUCUCAAUCCGACGUACGUCCUUCCUUGCCUCUUUUCCUUCUUCUUUUCAUCCCCUGGUCCUUCCUAUUCCUUGGUGGCUCUUUCCAUCUUGGCCCAAUCCGAGUCCAGACUCCGAGUCCUCUUGUCCUCUCCAUUUACAGCCCAUCGCGCUUCUCCCUCCUGCGCCAUCAUUUUUCAAAUCCCUCUUGUCUUCUUUUCGCAUCGCCGCAUCUACCACGUCUUUCGCGACAUCCUCCUCUUGCUUACCAGCUAAUAUCCGCCCUUCGUCUCUCAGCCUCGACUGAAUUUUCUAAUUGUACGAACCCUGUCGCCAGCCGACUGCUUCCUCCCGCCGCGGCGCCAGUCUGACAGCCUGUCCGACCCUUCCCAGAAGAAAACACCAUUCGUCUGUACUACCUAACUAGGUUCAUUGAAUCAACUCAACUUGACAACAUCGCAUACGAACUUCACGAGACGAACCAGCAUCACGGGCGCCUAUCUCUCAAUUUAAGCACCCAUUGCUAGCCACAAACCCGUAUGCCGUGUGGCUAUUGAGUCAAUUCUUUUGGGCUGCUUCGCGACAAUCGUGUUUUCAAUCACGACCUCGAAAUUCCAUCCUACUCUGCUCCCAUCCAAACAUUCGAGGGCUCGAUCGGCUCGCUCUUUGAGAUAAUUUGGUCUCCGGCAUUUCGUGAGGCUAUUCGGUUCCGGUAAAUCCCUUUAUCUUGGUACAAAUACUCAACUGCCCGAAGGGCUACGGUGCUCCAGUCGCGAGACUGGUAGCUCUCCAUGAGCACCAUGGACCGCGCCGCCUGUCACGUUAUUUACGUCAAUCGCAAUGUCAGCGAAGAUGGAUUGAUUUACAGCACUUCUGGCGACAGCACAUCCGAUUGGGCAACGGAUGAGGCUCGUCACGUCGUACAACCACUGCUAGAUGCCUUCGGAGACGUUCACGUUUGCGCAUCUGGAGGUGCCUGCUUAACAAAAUUAUUCGAAUUACAAGAGGGUUCAAUGCUUGACCUGAAGCCAACCCUGGUUCUCCUUGACACGCCAAACGAUGACCCAGUACCUGAAGCGCGGAGAAGGGCCUCGUCACCUUCUCCUUCAUCCAGUUCUUCCACUGAAAAUGUCGACAUCCACACACCCGAUGAAGCACUAUACGGUCUGGGACUGCUGCAAAAAAUCAUCACCGAAGCGCACUUGCGCGGUAUGUCUAAACUCGUUGUACCGAUUCCGGUGAUAAGCAAUUUCGAGGCACGUCAUGCCACAACCAACGGACAGUUGACCGACGGCACAGCUGAGCAAAAGCCUUCGCCACUGGGAUCGCUUGACGCAAAUCGUCAACUUAUCAGGAGGUGCCUGGAUCUGGGGGCAGUCGAUGUCAUAAUUUGUCCAAUGAGCACCAAAUGUAUUACAAGUCUGGAAAUCUGCGCCUACCGGGCUCACAGAGAUGCCGCCAAGGAACAGUCAACCCUGCUGGAAAUUAGACAAGGUCGAAAACGGUCGUGGGUGGGAGUCAACGAAGAGAAGCCCUUCGCAUACCUUCGUGAAGCCAUGGUAUCCGGUCUGAUGAAAGGAAUAUGCCGUUUAGGCACCAGUGACGACCAAAUCAACAAUGCUCAUGUGGCCGUCUCUUCGGAACGACAAUCUGCCAUCGCUGAGGCAAUAGGAAGUUGGCGCUUCUGCGCUCACUCAUUCACCGAUGAUGAGUUGUUGGUGGCCGCAAUGGACAUGUUUAGACACGCCUUAUCUAUGCCAGAACUUGAGCGAUGGCGGAUACAUGCAGAUCAACUAAUCAGCUUCCUCGUUGCUUGUCGUGCUGCAUACAAUAGCUUUGUACCUUACCACAAUUUCCGUCAUGUUGUGGAUGUACUACAAGCUACCUUCAAUUUCCUGGUACAUAUCGGUGCUCUGUCGCCGUAUCCUUCGGGUACCGAAUCCCGUCCCAUGCCAGAAAAGUCGCCUAUGGCUUCUCUCAUAACUCCGUUUGAAGCGUUGACGCUCCUCAUCACUGCUAUUGGGCAUGACGUCGGACACCCUGGCGUGAACAACGGUUUUCUUGUGACACUAAAUGCUCCCCUGGCACAGUUGUACAACGAUCGAUCUGUUUUGGAAUCGUUUCAUUGCGCCGCUUACUCGCAGAUUCUUAGACGAUACUGGCCCUCUGCCUUCGAAGACACAAAGAUGCGUAACCUGAUGAUCAGCUCUAUCUUAGCUACGGAUAUGGGCUUGCAUUUCGACUACAUGAAGAAGCUCGGAGAUGUUCAAGAACGACUUCAAGCUAACAAUAGCGCCGACGGUUGGAAUGGUCGGCAAAUUGAAGAGAACAAGUCUCUUGCUUGUUCGUUACUCAUCAAAUGUGCUGAUAUUAGCAACGUGGCACGAAACCAUGAAAUAGCUUUGAAGUGGACUUACAUUCUCUCAGAAGAGUUCUCCCGACAAGCUUCGAUGGAGAGUGAGCUGAGCAUCCCUUCAUCACUUAUGACACCACCCAAGCAAGACAUGACUUCACUGGCUAAAGGCCAACUCGGCUUUAUGAAUCUUUUUGCCACCCCUCUUUUCCAAGGCGUCGCCGACAUCAUGCCCGCUAUGCAGUACACUGUCGACGAGCUUGAGAUGAAUAAGAGUCUCUUCGAGCUUAAGCUUCAACAAGAGAAAGAAAAGCAACCUCUAGAUGAUCCAAUCAGGAGACGGCUUCUGAAGGAAGGUACAUUUUCCCCAAGAACCAUGAGCUUUGCUGUACCACAAGAGGAGGAGAAAGAGGAGAAAAGAGAUAUGACAACUCUGUUCGAGGCAUUGGAUCGCGGAUCGGACACGACCCCUGUAGGAAACAGCGAACUGCCCAUGCCACGCCCAGAAAGGGAUGACUUAUCGCCGGCCGACAGUCAGAGGACAAUGGGACCAUCAGCCGCAAACGGUGUAGCUGGUGACCACAGGGGGUCGAACGGAUCAGCUUCAACAUUUGAUGCGGUUAGAGAAUUGGCCAACAGUGAUCCGUUUCAGACGCAGACGAGAAGGGAUUCAGCGAAGCAACGAUCCAGCGAGACGACAGAUGGGAGUGUCUCUGGGGCAUGCUCGGGAGAUUGGGCUUCACAAGCAACAAGCGCUACAACGGGCAAGAUGCCGAUGUCACCAAGCACACGUGGUACGAGUAUCGUGAGCGGAGAUUCGACUGAACAUGCCGUUGAAAUCCCCAAGAUCAACGUCGACUCUGCAAGUUUGAAAGAUAGCUCAGGAACCCUUCGCCAGGAUAGCUCACCGAUCGAUGACGAAACAAGGUCCGAUGCGAGCACAACAGGUGGAAGCAUAGGCAGGGCUGAGGGCAAGUCGCUGCGAAAGAAAACAAGCAGGUUCAGGAUAAAGGAUCUUCCCUUUUUCAGAAGACACAAAGGCACGAAUUCUCCGUCUACUGCAGACAUGACUGGAUGAGGUUUUACAGCACUCAUCCGCCAGGAGCGAAAAGAGGGGCGUGGUCAAAUUAUGCUUCAAUGACGUGCUCAUGAAGCUGGAGAGGCAAUCCAGAGCGACGAAUGAGUUGAGGUGAUUCUGGCUGAAUAUUCUGUGUUCUAUAAGUUUUGUUUUGAGGGAAGGUGUUGGUCUAUGUUGCUCUAAUGAUUGCAGUAUAUACGUGUACAAUAUCGAUGUGUGGACGGAAGGAUCGUGCGUCUGCUCAGAUGUCCAAGGAAUGGGGUCCAAAUCAGCAUCUCGAGUCAGAAUGCAUUUCCGAAGGAACGGAGAGACGGACAGGGCUACUGGCGUUGGCGCAAGGCAAGGUUGGGACGGUGACGAAAGCAAUGUAUCAAAAUUAAAGAGGACGGUGGGGCGUGGGAAAGGGUUUAUUUGGUUGUCUUGGCUCGAGUAUAUGGUAUGGGUUGGGUAUAUGGUAUACGGCAUAGGAUGAUGGACGCAGUGUUGGUGUUGAGUAUGGCUGCGAGGCUAUGAUUGCACACAAGCUGUUACAUGAGAUAAGAAAUAUUAUUCAAUGAUGAACUACUUCGAAGCCCAAACAAAUACCGAC
Molecule: messenger RNA, 5863 nt
Organism: Fusarium verticillioides 7600
Lineage: Eukaryota; Fungi; Ascomycota; Sordariomycetes; Hypocreales; Nectriaceae
Exons: 6
Coding region: 2635-5274 (879 amino acids)
Biological process (GO): signal transduction
Molecular function (GO): 3',5'-cyclic-nucleotide phosphodiesterase activity
Source: RefSeq, a predicted model, not a curated record